CUAAAUUAUAAUAUUGAUAACAUUUAGAUCACUGGAAUUUAUUUUUUAAAUUGCUCUCAUACUUAGACAGACAGUAGUACAGUACUCUUGAUAGGUUCUGUACUUAUAAGUCCACGACCUAAGGUCACGAUUAUAAAGAACAUAAUCGAACAUUCUUUAAAAUUGUGCUGUAUGUAUACAAUAUUGGACCACAUGUUACACACAUUCGAUUAUAUUAAAUAAUUAUUCAAAUUCAGCUAUAUAACUACAAUGAAUGAAAACCAAUUGGAUACAAGUAACAAUUUCAAUUCUAUUUCAAUUAAUGGACCUAGGCAUUAUUCAACUUCAUUAAUAGCUGGUGCUGUAGCUGGAGCUGUUGUUGAUAUUGCAUUAUUUCCGCUAGAUACGUUGAAAACUAGAUUGCAAAGCCAAUAUGGUUUUAUUCAGUCUGGUGGUUUCAGAGGUAUUUAUAAAGGACUAACGCCAACUAUUGUCGGUGCCCCUUUCACAGCGGGAUUGUUUUUUGGCGCUUAUGACGGUUUUAAAAAUUUAUUUCCUUCUGUAUCCAACAAUACUGCUCCAUUAGUUCAUGUAUGCGCAGGAAUCGUUGGUGAAGUGGUUUGUAGUACAACCAAAGUACCCAUAGAGAUAGUAAAACAAAGACGUCAAGCAUCACCAAAUCAAGAAUCCAUAUUAAAAAUCAUAAGAAGUGCGUAUGCUAACGAGGGAGUUUUUGGAUUUUAUCGUGGUUUCUGGACAACUGUUAUGCGUGAUGUACCAUUCUCUAUGUUGCAACUUCCGAUAUGGGAAUUUUUAAAAAAAGAGUAUAGAAUUUUUACUGGUAAACCUCUUACAACAUUGGAAGUUGCCUUAUGUGGUUCUAUAUCAGGAGGUAUAGCUGCUGCUUUGACCACACCCAUUGACGUAACAAAAACACAAAUUAUGUUAGCAAAUAGUGCCGUGGAUCAAAAUUUCUCAAUAGUUUUUAUGAACAUAUACAAAAAAAAAGGAAUCACUGGAUUGUUUGCUGGUUUCCUUCCAAGAGUCGUAUUGAUAAUGAUUGGCGGAGCUUUAUUUUUCGGUGUAUAUGAGAAAACAUGUAGAAAAAUUGAAGAUAAACAUAAAAAUAUAAUUUGAACAAUUUAAAUUGUAUCUUUA
Messenger RNA from Myzus persicae (green peach aphid), 1137 nucleotides. Its product is annotated as S-adenosylmethionine mitochondrial carrier protein-like. Lineage: Eukaryota; Metazoa; Arthropoda; Insecta; Hemiptera; Aphididae. Gene Ontology annotation, cellular component: mitochondrial inner membrane. The coding region runs from base 250 to 1116 and encodes 288 amino acids. Gene Ontology annotation, molecular function: S-adenosyl-L-methionine transmembrane transporter activity. The record is from RefSeq and is a predicted model, not a curated record. Gene Ontology annotation, biological process: transmembrane transport. The transcript has 6 exons.